CGCAGCAGUAAUGGCGUCCUCCCGCAGACAGCAGCUUUGUUUACGUUCCGGUUUUUGGAUAAUUUUCAUCUUUUUCUGUUUUUAUUCACAUCUGGAUCUGAUUCUGGCGGCAGAUGUGGGAAACUGCGAGGACCUCAGACUCGGACAGUUUCUCUGUAAGGAGCCAAACAUCGAUGAAGCGACUCAGGAGCCGGAGAACUGCAGGGUGACGACGGCCUGGGUUGAGUGCCUCCCAGCUCCAAACAUCAGCUGUCGUCUCUCUAACGGGACGGAGUUCAGGUUCAGCGGUGAAGAGGUGGGCUUCAACAAAACCAUCACCUGCAGGAACGUGAGCGGUUAUUCCUAUAAAGUGGCUGUGGCUUUAUCUUUGUUCCUCGGCUGGUUGGGAGCCGACCGCUUCUACCUGGGAUACCCUGCUCUAGGUCUGUUGAAGUUCUGCACGGUCGGUUUCUGUGGAAUCGGCACUUUGAUCGACUUCGUACUGAUCGCCAUGCAGAUCGUGGGUCCAGCUGACGGAUCAAACUACAUCGUAGAUUAUUACGGAGCUCGUCUGACUCGUCUGUCCAUCACCAACCAAACCUACAGGAAGCCUCACCUGUCCCAGUGAGCUCACCUGGCUGCCCCCCCCCCCUGCCCCCCCUCUGCCCCCCCCCUCACUGACAGGUUUCAUUGAGCUGCUGAACUUUCCUCUCAUCCAUCUUCCAACAACUUUACUGCAAUAUUAAAUAAAUGUGUAAUAUUUCACAUUUCAGCAGUUUCACUUCAUUUCUAUUAAAGUCACAUUUUCUUCUCAUUUUAUUUUGAAGGUGUGAAGAUGAAAUGUCAGAUUAGUUUCAUAUCUGUUUUAUUUAAUGUUAUUUUUUAAUGUAAUGAAUAUAUAUUGAUGUUUCAAUGCUGCUGCGUCUUUAAGUUAUGAUGGUUU
Messenger RNA from Scomber japonicus (chub mackerel), 922 nucleotides. It is a transcript of the gene tm2d1, whose product is annotated as TM2 domain containing 1. The coding region runs from base 11 to 607 and encodes 198 amino acids. The transcript has 7 exons. Lineage: Eukaryota; Metazoa; Chordata; Actinopteri; Scombriformes; Scombridae. The record is from RefSeq and is a predicted model, not a curated record.